CAGUUGAGUUUUGGGUUGGACUGAGCAAGGAGGGAGCGAGAGCUGAGAGCGGGGAUCCGGGCCGCACCGGCCGAACCAGCUUGAUACUGAUGGACGUUGUAUGGGCCAAAGGCAGGGAUGGUUGGCUAUGACCCCAAAGCAGAUGGCAGGAAUAACUCCAAGUUCGAGGUGGCAGCAGCUGGGUCUGUGUCUGGACUUGUCACACGGGCGCUUAUCAGUCCCCUGGACAUCAUCAAAAUCCGUUUCCAGCUUCAGAUUGAGCGCCUGUCUCGCAGUGACCCCAAUGCAAAAUACCAUGGCAUCCUACAGGCCACAAGGCAGAUUUUGCAAGAGGAGGGCCCAGCGGCAUUCUGGAAAGGACACAUCCCAGCCCAGAUUCUCUCCAUAGGCUAUGGAGCUGUCCAAUUUUUGUCAUUUGAAGUGCUGACGGAGCUGGUCCACAGAGCCAACAUGUACAACAGCCACGAGUUCUCAGUGCACUUUGUAUGUGGUGGUCUGGCUGCCUGCACGGCCACCCUCACCGUGCACCCUGUGGAUGUUCUGCGCACCCGCUUUGCAGCUCAGGGUGAGCCCAGGGUGUAUAAAACCCUGCGAGACGCCGUGGUGACCAUGUUCAGGACCGAAGGGCCCCUGGUCUUCUACAGAGGCUUGAGCCCCACCUUGAUCGCCAUCUUCCCCUACGCCGGCCUCCAGUUCUCCUGUUACAGCUCCCUGAAGCGCUCCUACGAGUGGCUCAUGCCGGCUGAAGGAAAGAAAAACGAGAACCUCAAAAACCUGCUUUGUGGCAGUGGAGCUGGAGUCAUCAGCAAGACCCUUACGUAUCCCCUGGAUCUCUUCAAGAAACGGCUGCAGGUUGGAGGGUUUGAGCACGCCCGAGCUGCCUUUGGCCAGGUGCGGAGCUACAGGGGCCUCCUGGAUUGUGCCAAGCAGGUGCUGCAAGAGGAGGGUGCUCUGGGCUGCUUCAAGGGCCUGUCCCCCAGCAUGCUGAAGGCUGCCGUCUCCACGGGCCUUAUAUUCUUCUGGUAUGAACUCUUCUGUAACAUCUUCCACUGCACGAAGAAGGCAGACAGCCAGCGCUGAGGGCAGGAAGGGCCGGAGGUCUUCCCUGGAGGCAACCUGCCGAGAGAAGGAAGACUCGGUCUCCACUGAGGGGGCCACCUGGCCCAUCCCUGCAGGCCACCUGUCCUGAGCAAGAAGAGCCGCUGGGAGCAGGGUGGCAGCCUCGAACCCACCCAGCUGGAACACCGCCAGAAGGCAAGGGCUUUCCCCCAGGAGCAGGCAGAGAGAAAGCAGGGCCUGGGCUGUGGGGUGCCAACACCACAGUGAGGAAGAGUGAAGUUGCUGUUUGUCCUCCAUCCGGCCCAAACCCAAAGGACACAGAUGCCAUCCUACACUCCUCAGCCCGUCUGCCGGGAGAGCUCUCCUCGUUCCGGCUGGGCCACCGCCUGAGUGCAGAGGGCUGGCUUUGCGGGAGUCCGGUCCCCACACCCAGCCUAUGUUUCCCACCAACCUAUUCAACAGACAGUAAAGCUAAACGCACAUUCCUCACCUUAUGCCUCCCUCUUCCCUGACAAAUCACAUCCCUGCCUUCCUCAAAUUCCAUUUUUGUCUAUACCUGCAGCCCUCCGCAGCUCUGCUGCUAGUGCUGGAGGAGACUUCAGGCUGAGCCAGUCACUUCCUGACCCAGUGCCCAGAGCUUCGUGUCUGCAAACGCAGCA
Messenger RNA from Propithecus coquereli (Coquerel's sifaka), 1718 nucleotides. RefSeq names its product solute carrier family 25 (mitochondrial thiamine pyrophosphate carrier), member 19 (gene SLC25A19). Gene Ontology annotation, molecular function: thiamine transmembrane transporter activity. Gene Ontology annotation, cellular component: mitochondrial inner membrane. Gene Ontology annotation, biological process: thiamine pyrophosphate transmembrane transport. Lineage: Eukaryota; Metazoa; Chordata; Mammalia; Primates; Indriidae. The record is from RefSeq and is a predicted model, not a curated record. The coding region runs from base 118 to 1080 and encodes 320 amino acids. The transcript has 7 exons.